Messenger RNA from Tarenaya hassleriana, 1245 nucleotides. Its product is annotated as aspartyl protease UND-like. The transcript has a single exon. Gene Ontology annotation, cellular component: extracellular region. Gene Ontology annotation, molecular function: aspartic-type endopeptidase activity. The annotation marks the transcript as partial. The record is from RefSeq and is a predicted model, not a curated record. NCBI's taxonomy places the organism in Eukaryota, Viridiplantae, Streptophyta, Magnoliopsida, Brassicales, Cleomaceae. Gene Ontology annotation, biological process: proteolysis.
ACCCUUCUUCCAUCUCCAAUGGCUUUAAAAUCGCCUCUUCUCCUCCUUUUGCUCUUCUCUCUGAAGCUCAUACAUUACUCAAAGCCACAGACUGAUUACUUGCGCAGCAAGGCAACUUCUAUAUCUGGUCUAGGUUACUUGCAUUCCAAGGCAACUCCUGCAACUAUUAUCUCACGCGUCACUCCUUUCCCCAACCAGUCAGCGUUCUUGGCGAAUAUCUCCGUAGGCGAUCCACCGAUCUCGCAGUUACUGCUUGUCGACACUGGCAGCGAUCUCACGUGGAUUCAGUGCCUUCCCUGCAAAUGUUACCCUCAGACCAUUCCCUUCUUCAACCCUUCCAACUCUUUAACUUACCGAAAUUCUUCCUGCGAAUCUGCACCUCACGCCAUGCCGCAACUGGUUUAUGACCCUGAAGCCGAAAUUUGCAGAUACUAUCUUGAAUACCAAGACCAGACAAGUACAGGAGGCGUUCUUGCCAUGGAGAAACUGACAUUCCGUACGGCUGACGGUGGGUUAGCCUCGAUACCAGACGUGGUUUUCGGUUGUGGGCAUGACAACUCCGGUUCUUACAACUUGUACAGCGGCGUGCUCGGUUUAGGACCAGGUAGAUUCUCUGUAGUCAAGAAGUUUGGUUCGAGAUUCUCCUAUUGUUUUGGAACCCUAACCGAUCUGAACUACCAUCACAACAUCUUGAUCCUCGGGGAAGGCGCGGUAAUGGAUGGGGAUCCGACCCCUUUAGAGAUAUUCGAAGAUCGUUACUACCUUAACCUCCAAGCAAUCAGCGUCGGAGAAAAACAACUUGAGAUGGAUCCCGACGUUUUCGAAAGAACCCGUUUCGGUUCAGGUACAGUCAUCGAUACGGGAUGCUCGGUGACGAUUCUGGUAAGAGAAGCAUACGAAACCCUAGCUCGAGAAAUCGAUUUCCUUCUAAACGAGAUACUCGAGCGAUCUGAUGAGUGGGACACGUAUUUGAAUCCGUGCUACAGAGGGAAGGUUGAACGCGAUCUGGUAGGGUUUCCGGUCGUGACGUUGCAUUUUGCGCAAGGAGCGGAUUUAGCAUUGGAUACGGGAAGCUUGUUCGUCAACAAUGGCGGCGAUGAAUUCUGCAUGGCUGUGAGUGUUAAUAUGCACGACGAUAUGAGCGUUAUAGGCGCUUCAGCUCAGCAGAGUUAUAACGUCGGUUUCGAUCUUAAAGCUAUGGAGGUUUAUUUCCAGAGGAUAGAUUGCGAGCUCCUCGACCAUUGA